Messenger RNA from Pisolithus orientalis, 1134 nucleotides. RefSeq names its product P-loop containing nucleoside triphosphate hydrolase protein. Gene Ontology annotation, molecular function: GTP binding. NCBI's taxonomy places the organism in Eukaryota, Fungi, Basidiomycota, Agaricomycetes, Boletales, Pisolithaceae. The coding region runs from base 73 to 1023 and encodes 316 amino acids. The record is from RefSeq and is a predicted model, not a curated record. The transcript is spliced from 4 exons.
AUAUCAUUGUGUAAGUACGCCAUUUUACGGGCGUAUCAUUAACAUUGGCCUCGUUUAUUUGCUCACAGAGUAAUGGGUCCUACGGGAUCAGGAAAAAGCAAUUUUAUCAACAAGCUCAUAGGCAGUAAGGAAGAGUCCAAAGCGAGAAAACUCGAGUCUUGUACGCGAGACAUCCAUGAGCUUACAGUGAACCACACCGAUGGCAAACGCUAUGUGUUCGUGGACACGCCAGGGUUUGACGACACCUACCGGUCGGACCGUGAUAUACUUCGAACUAUUGCUAAUUGGUUGGAAAAGAAGUACCGGAGUCACGCUAAACUUACAGGGGUUAUCUACACACAUCGCAUCAGCGACAAUCGUAUGUCCGGAUCGGUCUGCAAGAACCUCGACUUGUUCGGCCGCUUGUGUGGGGACAACGCUGCACAGUGUGUGCGGUUGGUGACUACCAUGUGGGACAAUCAAAAACCGGGGAAUGAGGAAAUAGUGCAAAACAGGGUCUCGCAACUGGAGGGAAACUUCUGGGAACCUCUUAUCUCUCUAGGGGCACGUCAUGAAAAGUUUCUCAACACACAGGGAUCAGCCUGGAAUAUCAUAAAUGGAUUAGUGGAGCGCCGUACUCCCUUGGUCCAGGGAAACAUAGCUGCUGCGAGGAAAUUGGACGAAGCGAGUACGGGAAAUGUUCUUCUGAUCCAAGAAGAGAUGGUAGACGCGGAGAAGAAGUUGAAUGAGACCAGUGCGGGAAGGGCCCUCUACUCUCGAUUCCGGCAGCUACUGCGGGAGCAGCAGAAGAUACUCAAGCAACUUGCGGACGCGCUGGUGGAGAAGGAUCCAAGUGGGGCUGAACAAUUGCGAGCAGAGUAUGGUGAGAUUGAAGCUGCUAUGCUGAAGACAGAGGAUGAAAUGGAGAGAAUGAAAAUACCGCUUGCGAGACGGAUUGCCUUAUUUUUUGGGAAAAGGACUCGUUCUCGCACAGUCGCACUGCCCCUUCCACCAGGAGAAUUAGAUAAUAACAUCGCGGCAUGACCUCUGUGCGAAGGGUCGAAGUGUCGUUCUCACAAACUAUCAAGGCGUGAUCGAAAAACACAUAUCUUCCCUGCACACAUCGCGCCGAUAACGUACUGUGUGCGUUCCGAC